UGAAAACCGUAAAACUCAAAAAUGUAUAAUACACAUAAUAUACAACACGCAUAAUGCGAACGCGAUACAGUGUAUAUAUACAUAUAUGUAUCCAACAGGGACGACGACGACGUGAUGGCCGCACAAUGACCGCCGCCGCUGCCGCGACUUAGAUCACCUGAUGUAUAUUAUGAGCCUAGGCUACUGGAGGAAGAAUUGGAGAAAAAUAAAAUAGAACUUGACGAAUUUAAAUAUAAAUGUAAGGAACUCGAAGAUGAAGUUCGAGUGUUAAAAAAAGAAAGAAUUAUCAUCGAAAAAGAAAAUAAUAGAUUAAUUAAAUUUACCAAAGAAGCAGCUAAAAUGACAGGUUAUCAAAGAGAGAUAAUUGAAUUAAAUAAAUAUAAUCACGAAUUAUUUAUGGCUAACAAAAAAUUAUCAUAUGAAUUAAGAAUCAUGACCGAAAAAAAAGAAGAAGUGAUAAAAAGUGUAUCUAAAGAAACUGUAGUAAACGAUAAAAGUUUAAUAGUUAUAAAAAAUCUAGAAAAAGUUAUCAGGAAAUUAACGCGUACAGAAAAAAAAGCUAUUGAGGAUAAAAAAGAAAUUGUAGCUAACGAUAAUAAAAUAAAAACUCAUAUAAAAAAUCUCGAAAAAGAGAUUGAAGGAUAUAAAAAACAAAUACAUCAUCAUGCAAGCGAACAACGAUGCAAAGAUAUAAAAAAUAAACAAUUAGAAAGAGAAAUUCGAAAAUUAAUGCUUGAUUUGGAAAAGGCUUUAAUAAGGUCCGAAGAUACUGGAAAAAUGGCUAAAAGUUUCGAUGAAGCAAUAAGAAUUAAGAAUAUAGAGGUGUCAGAAGCAAAAGCUAAAUAUGUAAGGACAGUAUUUGAAAAAAAAGAAAUGCAAAAAGAAAUAGAUCAAUUAAUAAAUGAAGCAAAAAUGAAAGAAUAUGAUAUACAUGAACUGGAAGCAUUAAAGCAUAAACUAGAUGUACAUUUAGAUAAGCUAUUAGUAGAGAGAGAAGAGAAAAAGAAAUUAUUAGAACAAGUUGACAUAUUGAGGAAACAAAAAACAAGGUUUAUAUAUACAGGACACGAUACGACAAUAUUAUUAGGAAAAGUAAGAGACAGCCUUGCUAAAGAAGAAAAAUGUCGAGAAGAUAUUGGUAUGCUUGAUUGUCCUUUCUUCCAGUUAAGUAAAGAUCUAGUCGUAAAGGAAGAUAAAAAAAACAAGGGAAAGGAACCGGAAAUUAAAUGCGGUUCAUUAACAGAAAGAAACUACAAAAACAAAAUAAUUGUUUUUGAACACAAGAUCAACAAAUUUGUAAAAGACUGCAAAAACAAAUAUGAUACUGAUCUAAGGUUGUAUAAAGAAUCCGUGAAUAAGUUAAUUUAUGAUAAAAACAUACUUGAAAAUAAAUUAGAAAUGGCAACCAAAAUGAUUGAAGAUCAAGACUUAGAAAAUCGUUUUGAUAAAAUAGACAUUAGUCUUAAAGGUUCAACAAUUAAAAAACUUAAGGUGGUUGUCGAUGAUACUAAUACAAAAUAUAAUACAAAAACUACAUUAUGCAGAUUUAUGAGAAAAAGAUACUAUGAAACAUUGGUUAAAAAAGAAUGUGUGAUAAAAGAAACUGAGAGAAAAGAUAAAAUUAUACACAUUGCGGGGGAAAGAUACGCAGAACUUCGUAAUGAAAAAUAUGCAUUAGAACAAGACAAAAAAGAUUUUGAAACACAAUUAUCUUAUAAUAAACAUUUUGAAAAAAUACAUCAAGCUGAAUUAGACAGUCUAAGAAUUUCUAUUGAAGGGUUUCAAAAAAAAAUCUAUAAAUUAGAAGAAAAAUUAAACACUACUAAUGAAAACAACGAUGAAUUGAAAAAAUUAAAUGAACAAAUUCGGGACCAACAUGUAUAUGAUCGAAAAAUACAUUUAGAAGAUAUGAGAGAGGCAGAACGUCAAAUACAAAUACUGUCAAUUGAAAAUAAAAAAUUAGCAUUAAAAAACAAAUUAUUUUCGAAAAAGAAGGACAAUUAUAAUAAGUCCAAUCUAUUAAAAACUAAAUUGAUGACUGAUAAGGAAUUGGUUUAUCAUCAAAAUCAGAUUAAAGCAAUGAAGUUGAAAAAAGAAAACAAUUUUAAUAAUGAGCGCCUAUAUGAGACUUUAUGCCCAGAAUUAAUACAAAAACGAAUUAAAGAGCGUGUAUUACUUAAAAAACUAAUAAAAAAUGACUCUAAAAAAUGUAAACCAGACAAUCAAAGAGCCAAAGUGAAAAAAAAUUGUAGAUAGUUGGGCCAAUUUGGUUUUGCUUUGUGUGAACAUCCAUAAAAUUAUUACCAGUUGAAGUGAAAAUUAAAUUAAAAUAUUUUGCGAUCAAUACAGGUAAAAAUUAAAAGUAUUAUUUAUUAUAACCACCUCCAAUUUGAAAAUUGUUAGCAUCAAAUAAUAAGUAAGUCAAUUAUUUAUUAAUGAAUAGCAAUUUAUAUGGAAUAUACCGUGUGUUCAAUUUUAAAGUUAACAGGAAAUAUUUCGAACUCAUGACCUUUAAUUUGAUUUGGGUUUUUUUACAGGGUACAGGACAUAAAAAUACAUAUGUUUUUGAUAAAUUCUAAUUUUUAACUUUUUUUAUCUACGCAUGCGCAGUAAAAUAAAAAUUUCUUAAAUAGGAACCACAAUUUUUGACGCUGUAUUUGGAUUGCUCUAUUUUUUUUGAGCAACUUUUAUCUUUACAGUUUUUUGAUAUCUUCAAAAUUGGCAUUUUUAAGACAAUCGUAAAUUUUAAAUUAGGUGAUUUGUAAUUAUAGGUAUUACUAUAAUAAUUUAUUUUAAUUAAAACUACUGGGUGUAUUUAUUAUUACAUCAAAUUUAUAAAAAAAUAUCAUUGGAAUUUAUCGAUAAAUUAUACCUAUAAAUGUGUGAUUAAACUAGAGCGCUGAAAAAUGCGAUGAUUACAAAUUAUUAGGUAUUAAGAGAAUGUCAGCGUAGUAUUUGUUAUCUCUCUAACCCACGCGGAACAUAGCAAAUUUUACAUUCACAAAAAUGAUUAUAACUAUAUUAAUUUCUCAAAUUAGAGUGAAAUGACCUAUUAUAAAAUUUAAAGUUUAGAAUAUUAUCUAGGGAAUCUCGUAGGCGUUUUAUUAUAUUUUUAUUUUAAAGCUAGUUAUGAGUUUUUUAAGAAGUAUAAACAAUUUACAAUUUUGAAAUACUCAUAACUCGCUUUAAAAAAAUAUAUAAUGAAACGCUUAUGAGAUGCCCUAGAUAAUGCUAUUUACUUUAAAUUCUGUAAUAGGACAUUUCAUUCUAAUUUGAGAAAUUAAUAUGAUUAUAGUCAUUUUGGAAUGUAAAAUUUGCUAUGUUGCGCGUGGGUUAGAGAGAGAUAACAAAUACUACGCUGGCGUCCUCUUAAGUACCCGUACUUUUGAAAUAUAAACUUUAUCGCACAGAAAAACUGAUUCAAUUAGCAAUAGUUGUGUAGCCAAUAGCUAUAAACAGAUCGGUAUAAUAAAAUAUAAAUUAGUGGCUUUUAUCUUUUAUAGGAUAUUACACAUUUUCUAUUAGUCUCAUUUUACCUUCAACAACGAUACGAGUAACGAGUGAAACAGUGAACAAGCAAUUCAAUUCUCCAACCAGAAUUUAUAAUUACGGUAGUUACAAUUUCAAAAGUAUUUGGAUUUGGACUCCCACUAUCAAAACAGUUUCAACAAAUUAAUAUUGAUUUAAAAUUGGCCAUGGACUUAGCUCAAGAUACUCUGACCGAGUUAGAAAAUUAUAGAAAACACGCGGAAGAGUACCAACUGUGGCAAAAUAAACUUAAAAAAUUGGAAAUAAAACCAAAAAAUUCAAUUGAUGCACUGAAGUUGUGUAAUGCAGACAUAUAUCCAGGAGUUAAUAAGUUAUUUCAAAUUUUGUCUACACUUCCAAUAUCUACGGCUUCGAACGAACGGACGUUUUCAUCACUAAAAAGAAUUAAAACAUAUCUACGCAAUACAAUAUCUGAGAAAAGACUAAAUUGAUUGGCCAUGUUAAACAUUCACAGGGAAGUUGAAAUUACUGUUGAUGAAGUGAUAGAGGAAUUGGCAAAAAAAUCGAGACGACUGGAAUUAAUUUUUUAACAAUAUGUACUUCAUAUGUAUUAUGUAGUGCUCAAUACAAUAUAUAUAUAAAUAUAAUAUUACAAAAGACUAUACAAUUAUA
Molecule: messenger RNA, 4161 nt
Organism: Rhopalosiphum padi (bird cherry-oat aphid)
Lineage: Eukaryota; Metazoa; Arthropoda; Insecta; Hemiptera; Aphididae
Product: centrosome-associated protein CEP250-like
Exons: 18
Coding region: 340-2256 (638 amino acids)
Source: RefSeq, a predicted model, not a curated record